Molecule: messenger RNA, 948 nt
Organism: Diaporthe batatas
Lineage: Eukaryota; Fungi; Ascomycota; Sordariomycetes; Diaporthales; Diaporthaceae
Exons: 4
Coding region: 1-948 (315 amino acids)
Biological process (GO): protein linear polyubiquitination; proteasome-mediated ubiquitin-dependent protein catabolic process
Cellular component (GO): ubiquitin ligase complex
Molecular function (GO): ubiquitin binding; zinc ion binding; ubiquitin-protein transferase activity
Source: RefSeq, a predicted model, not a curated record
AUGUCUUUUAGUUGUCAGGGCCAUGGGCUGAUCACCCGCAGGACCAACCAGUACUUUAAAUCAACAAUUCCUCUCAGACAAUUUGAGCCUCUUUUGCCAUCGGUCGUGAGGACCGUCUUCAGGCAGUGCAACGGGGAGCGCUGGCCGCCCAGGUGCUGCACCUGGAGGAUCAACCUCGACAACCCCGCGGUCAUGGCGUCGCUGCCCCCCGAGCUCGCGCAGCUGGUGGUGCAGCGCAGGGAGUACCACGCCACCCCAGGCAAGCUAUUCUGCUGCGACAGGCGCUGCAGGACAUACAUUGCCCCAGACAAAAUCAACGAGAAGACAAACAUCGGCUUCUGCGGGGCCUGCUGGGGAGGGACCUGCGCCUCGUGCCGGCGACACCCCCACGUCGGCAGGUGUAAGGAGGACUUCCAGCAGAAGGCUAUGGAGAGGUACUUCCUUUACAAAGGGUGGAAGAAGUGUGAGGUAUGCGGGAGUAUUGUGGAGAAGAGAGUUGGCUGCAACCACAUGACCUGUACCUGCGGAGAACAAUUCUGCUAUGUAUGCGGCCAACACUGGCGAAGCUGCAACUGCCCCCAGCACACCAACCCCGAACACAACAACGACCUCACGACGGAUCCAGUCAGCGCCUGGUUCCGGUUCCCCCAACAGCCCCGCUGCUACGGACAAGAAUUCCGCAUCAACACCAUCCUGCCCCAGACGUUCUCCUGCGCAAAGUGUGAACACAGGUGCGGGAGCUCAGGGGACCCCUCGUACCAGUGCCAGGACUGCGGCAGGCACCUCUGCAAGGGCUGUGCCCUCCGCUGCAUCGCCGAUGGCCGGUAUCACAGCCCUGACUGUAAUGCGGUGCCGGCGGAGGCGAGGGGGUCCGUUGGGGAGGGAGCAAGUGACGAGGACGUUGGGGGUAUGUUGCCUACGGCUCGUGCCGGCGUGGGGGAGGACUGA